UCUGCAACGCCCCUGCGACUUUUCAGCGGGCCAUGAACAUGGCUUUUCAGAAUUUCGUGCGGAAGACUCGCCUGGCGCAGAGCAUCAUCAACUACUGCGUGAUUGUGUACAUGGAUGACAUCUUGGUGUAUUCGAGCUCCUACGAGGGACACGUGCAGCACAUCGAAUGGGCACUACAUGCGUUACGAGACGCAGGUUUCAAGGUGGCGCUUGAGAAGUUGGACCACGUGCUUGGAGGAACCCAGGGACGAGGAUACCCGACCAUCCGGCAGGAGUAUCUGAAGCCAUAUGAGAUCAUCCCUCACGCCUUCUAUCCGAGGGCAGACGAAGUGGUGAUCGACGACGACGAAGAAGAAGACGACGACGACGAGGAAACAUCGGAAGAGGGAAGCUAUAGUGAACAUAGCGAGGGCGAGCUGAGCGAAGGAGAAGAGGAGGAAGAAGAAACCGGAUCCGAGUGGGAAGCCUUGCCGGAGGAAGCGACGCGUACGGGAACGGAGGUGGAAGAUCCGAAAGCGGCGCGAAAGCGCGAAGAAAUUGCCACCAGGAAGCGUCAGCUGGAGUUCGCCAGCGAAGUAAGCCUGCACGUCGGUAGCGAUCCGACCAGGGAUCCAGAGCCGUCGAAGCACAAAGAUGGCGACCCUGCAGCCGCCACCUCAAGUACCACGCGACGGAGACGGAGCCGAUCCCCCUCCUCCUCCAGCCCCACCCAUCCCCCAGUUUGCCCACGUACCGAUGCGGGCGAUAGGCAUUCGUCCUCGGACGCUGUCCCGCCGACCCCUUGACUUCCUCACCCUUGAGCAGAUCCGUACCCCCGUCACCUUCCCUUCCCAUCCUUUCCAUCCCCAUCUCUUCCGCGAUUUCUAUUCUACCCGUCUA
Molecule: messenger RNA, 879 nt
Organism: Chara braunii
Lineage: Eukaryota; Viridiplantae; Streptophyta; Charophyceae; Charales; Characeae
Source: the annotation of a GenBank genome assembly